AUGUUUGCUGUCACCUCGUCCGAAGAGCAUGCUACUUCGGCAGCCCUGCGCCAGAGGUACCGUCAGGCGGGCGUUCGUUCAGGGUAUGCUCCGGCUGCGUUGACCAGGUGCUCCAACGCCAUCCUGACGAUGCGUCCAAUUGAGGUGGCGGCACAACACGCGGUGGCGACGCGUCCUAGAUUGCGAACUGCCAAUCACAGCGACGCGUCCCCUCAGCACUCGAGGGAAGAGACACGCCACAAGACGACAGAGGCCGAUCGUGCUGCCAGAGCACACUGGAGGGUCUCGAGUGGUGCCUCUUUCCAGGAUAACGUGUUGCUAGUCAUUGCGUACGAACACGUCGUGCUGCCGUUGUCUGCACUCAGCGUCGUUCAUC
Messenger RNA from Colletotrichum tamarilloi, 376 nucleotides. RefSeq lists its product as uncharacterized. Lineage: Eukaryota; Fungi; Ascomycota; Sordariomycetes; Glomerellales; Glomerellaceae. The annotation marks the transcript as partial. The record is from RefSeq and is a predicted model, not a curated record. The transcript has 2 exons.